This is a messenger RNA of Podospora bellae-mahoneyi, 2788 nucleotides long. RefSeq lists its product as uncharacterized. The transcript is spliced from 2 exons. The record is from RefSeq and is a predicted model, not a curated record. Gene Ontology annotation, cellular component: eukaryotic translation initiation factor 4F complex. The coding region runs from base 1882 to 2706 and encodes 274 amino acids. Gene Ontology annotation, molecular function: RNA 7-methylguanosine cap binding; translation initiation factor activity. Gene Ontology annotation, biological process: translational initiation. Lineage: Eukaryota; Fungi; Ascomycota; Sordariomycetes; Sordariales; Podosporaceae.
CGAAAACCCGGAAAAUGCAGGUUGCGGGCUGCCUGACCCGGACCAGAUCAGCCCAAGAUCUUUUUGCUUUGUCUCUCGGUAUAUACAGAGACAACCAGUACGUUAUGAGAUGGCCAACCACGUAGCAGGCCUCGCUGCUGACCAUGAAUGGCCGUCGAAUUCGACCCAGCGAGACGCAGAGGACCUGCCAAGACCACCAUGCCACUGCCCCGCUACGAUGCGAGCAGCCUCAUCUCUGCCCCGCCAUUCGCACAUGUCUCUGCUCACUUUUUUUUAUAUGCGUCUGUUGUCCACAGGCUGCAGACCAUUGUUCUUACGUGGACGCGCAGAUGGCUUCUUAUUCUUCUCCUUGUUUAGUCCGCCCGUUGCAGCAGUCACUGGCCUACUCAUUACUCACUUACAGCAAGAUCAGCAACGGCUCAGCCUCCGAAGCGCCCAAGACAGCGGAACAGCGGACAGCGGGUGGAGCGGGCACCAAAACCGCCCAGAACCAGCCCCACUGUCAGAUGUUCCCGCCCCUGUUGAAACAAACAGCGUGUUGUUUCAGCUUGUGGGAACCGCUGACAGAUUUCGUCAUUGCGCUUCUCUCGACUAUAAUCAUCACCAGUGACUCAGUUGAUGACUUUGUCUCCUGGAUUGUCUGCAGAAGUUUAGUCUGAUGAUGACUGGAGAUACCCACAGGUCCGGUAGGCACUCAUCGAUGAGAUGAACGGCGCUCAGAGUUACUUAGCGUGAUGCUUGCCUUAAAACGCCGAGAUCCGCUCACACAAAGGCCCGGGUAUCUCGAUGACCACCUAACCACACCAUCAUGGCCGUCUUUCGGUGAGGUUCGGGAGAUCCUCCCUUCUUACCGCCCAGCCAAGAAGCCAUCAAUAAUUCCCCGACUCUUGCAUGGAAACAAUCGACCAGACCUUCAGCCAUCGACCAAGCUAUAUCCCACGUUCGAAGACGUCUGGUCCCAUACAGGAUAUAUCCCGUAUAUCCUGUAUCAAGCUGGCCUGGCUCUCGUGAUUGGUCUGCCCAUUGAUCUCCAGAUCCACUUGGCUGUUUCGAGCCGCUCAACAAGGGACCCUCGUGCUUCGGGACGGUCUUCCACAUGGCUUCCUUUGAAGGUCGAUUCCGAACAUCGCCCAUUGUUUUCUGUCUCCAGAACUCUCUUGUCUUGAUGCCUCAGUGAUAUCCGUUUUUUGCCUACCACUCGUCUAUUUGUUAACGGCUAUCGCCACUGGAAACUGGCAGCAGCGGGUAAGCACCUCUAGCUGCAUCCCCACAUCUGCCACAACCACUUCAGCUGAGUGGGUGGUGGUCUAUUGUCGCACACACCUCUUUGAUUCUCCUUGGCCGGCCCCAACCCCUCGUUUCGACCCUUCACCCCGACCGACAAGGACUCAACGUUCCAUCGGGGUCGUCAACCGUUACCCCUGACCAGCAACCCGGCUCCCGAAUCUGAUCUUGGUGAUCUUUCUUGGACGGGGAAAGCAAAACUGCCAUCCCAUUUUACCGCCUCUUGAAUCCCCAAGCUUUUACCAGGCGGGGUGGUGAUCUUCCUUGAAACGACAGACCCGGUCCCCUUGACCUCUGCCCCUUUCGCCGCAGCCUCGCAGGAAGAUCCGGCCAGCUGUCGAAGCUUUCUUUAUUUACAUACCCUUCUCCUGCUUCUUUCUUCGUUUUUGCUUUCCCUUCUCGCUACCACCCGCAGCAGCAAGCAAUCCCCAACGCUGCCCGCCGAAGGAGACAGCUUCGCCUCUUACGAGUCCACUUGCUGAGCCGCACAGUAUCGGUCUACAGCUCGACCAGCACUGAGCCCCACGGUGCCAGUCCCAGCUCGACCUCCAACCUCACCUUACCAUACCUACCAACUCCCCCAUCUCAACCAUCACAAUGUCCCAACCCCCCAACCCCCGCCCAGGCCUAGGCCUCUUCACCCGAGGCCUCUCCUCCCUCUCCCAAUCAACCACAGACCCUAACUCGCCCUCCGUCACCACCCCCGCCGAGCAACGCGAUGACGCCAAACGAAACUUCCUCAAAGCCAUGCGUCCCCUCCCCACCCAGCACUACUGGAACGUCUGGUUCGACCGCCCCCCAACCUCCACCAACCCAGGGGAGGAGUACCACUCCAACCUGGAACAACUCGGCACAACCAUCGAGUCGGUCCAGGACUUUUGGCGCUACGCAAACAACACCCCCGUCGACCAGAUCCGGAUGAAAGAGUCCAUUUACCUGUUCAAGGUGGGGUUCAAGCCGAUCUGGGAAGACAGGAGAAACAUCCUGGGAGGGUCGUGGACGUUCAGAGUGCCAAAGGGGAACGGGCCGGAUGUUUGGACGAGGGUGCAGUUGUUGGCUGUAGGGGAGAAGUUGCAGAGUGUGCUUGAGGAGGGUGACCAAAUCUGCGGUGUCGGCCUCUCGGUCAGAUUCAACUCCCAUCUCAUCUCCAUCUGGCACAGAGACUCCUCCAAGAAAAAGUCCAUCGACGCCAUGCUGGAGUGCGUGCUCGAGGAGCUCCCUCCUGAGCUCACCCCCAAGCCGGACAACUACUUUUACAAGAAGCACUCUGAUCAUGCCGGGUUCAAAGUGCCGCCUGAGUUGCAGGCCGUGAUUGAUUCCCAGAAGGCGAGGGAGAAGGCCGCUGCUGAGAAGGCUGCUCAGGGGGUCCAGGCUGUGGCUGGGGAGGCGCCCGAGAUUAGGGAGGUGCCGCCUUCUUCUUGAGGAAUGGAAUGGGUGACAAAGAUGUUUAGUUUGGUCUAGUUUCGUGCAUCUAGUGCGGCGUUUGGCAUGGUUUCGAUUACGU